This is a messenger RNA of Hibiscus syriacus, 1457 nucleotides long. RefSeq lists its product as uncharacterized. Bases 75 to 1346 code for a protein of 423 amino acids. The transcript has a single exon. The record is from RefSeq and is a predicted model, not a curated record. Lineage: Eukaryota; Viridiplantae; Streptophyta; Magnoliopsida; Malvales; Malvaceae.
CCAAAGUUACAUUCCUUCAAAGAUCCAAUUUUGCUGCUCUUCUUUCUCUUUUCAUCGAUUUUAAGUGUACAAAGAUGAGUAUACUUCAAUACCCAGAUUCGUUUAAUGUGCCAGAGCUUCUGGUUUGGAACAAUGCGGCUUUCGACAAUGGGGAGUCCGAAGAUGCAAACCCCCUCAAGGAUUCUUGGUGUAAUCUUGAUUCGGAAUCGGUGAAUCAGUCGCUGGAAUCUGAUGGAAGUAAAGAAAACCAGAGUCCCCUUUGGGUAAAAUCCCCACUUUCUUUCAAAUCUACCGCUUCUCUUGUUAAGCCUUGUUCCAAGAAUGUUACCAGAAACACCAGAGAGCCAUUUUCAGUGCAAACGAAGGGUGGGGUUUGCAAGAAAGAAGACAAGAAGCGUGAUGAGAAAAAGAUUGAUAUGGAGAUUGAAGAGGUAGAGAAGGAGGUGGGUCGUUUGUCAUCGAAACUCGAAGCUCUUCGACUCGAAAAAGCUGAAUGCAAUGCGAGAAGUAUCGCGAUGAGAGGAAGAAUAGUGCCUGCCAAAUUCAUGGAGCCAAAACAGAACAUCUUGGAGAAGAAGAUCGAAGAUCCUCUGUUUUCUAAACCGAAAUUGAAUCGAAGGGGGGUUAGUUUAGGUCCAUCAGAGAUUUUCUACGCAACAAAAUCAAGGCAAUUCAUGAAGCAGGAAUUCACAACUUCUGUACAGUCAAUACAGAGUCGCCGGAAAUCUUGUUUCUUUAAGCUUCAAGAUAUUGAUGAAGGCAAGGUUACAAGAGAGAUAGGCAAGAGCUUGAGUCUUAGCCCUCGGUCGCGUAAAACUGUUUCCAAGGUCAUUGCUUCUAAGCCAGCAGCAGCAACGACAGUAGUGGCUAAGAGGAGUAUGAAGAAAGAAGAGGCCGUUCUUUCCACAAUUCAACCAAAAAGGCUCUUCAAAGAUGUAGAGAAACCAGUAACAGCCAAGAAACCAUUGAAACCUGGGAGAGUCGUCAGUAGCAGGUACAAUCAGAUUCCCAGUCAAAGCAAUAAUAAGCGUGUUUCGAAUGAACAGAUUGUUGGUUCCUGCAAGAAGGAGAGCAGAGAGAAGAAGAAGUGGGAAAUUCCUAGUGAAGUGAUGAUUCCAGAGGGAGGAUCGCAGGAAGAAUCGCCUAAUUCAAUUGAUAUGAUCAAUGAUCUGCUACCGAAGAUUAGGACAGUGAGAGUUUGGGACGAAAGUCCUCGGGAUUCAGGGCCAGCCAAAAGAGUGGCUGAAUUGAUGGGAAGGAAAUCGUACUUUAGUAUGGAGCAAGAAACAGAGGACUCUGUUUGUCAGGCUCUGAGUUUUGCAGAGGGGGAAGGGGAGGAAGAGUGAUUCAUUUCAUCUUCUUCUUAUUCUUUACUUCCGUUUUUUCAGCUGAUGAGAUUGGGGUUUGAGGAUGUAAACCAUAACUAUUGUUAUGGGCUAAAGUUACAUUGGCUUUGA